AUGAAUUCCAACAAUCAGCUUUCCAUUUUUGGUCCUUCCUCAUCAUUGGCUAUCGAAGCCUUGAACGAACGUCGCGCCGCCCAGCAAGCAGAACGCGAGGAGCGCGAAUCUCAUGAGGAGCUGGCCCACAAAAGCAAGACGGUUAUCCUGAGAGUACCUGCAGCUGAACUUGAUCCAUCAGCUAAGCCUAGCUUGAUAGUGAAGUUCAACAUCAAGUUUAAAACCAAACCCGGAUGGAAAGAGAUCCCCAACGAAAUGCGAUUCUCAAUCCUCAAGUUCACAUUCCCUGGCCAGAGAAUGUUUGAUUUGAAUCUUCAGCCCUGCAUUUUGAUCGAUCCAAGUUUUGCUGUCCGCAGCGCCAUCGAUUAUCAGACGACCGAGCAGAGAAACUUGAACUCCGCUGCACAUGCUGCAGCUAACGGUCAGGGUGAUGUCCGUGCCAAGCCUCCGAUCGCACUAUCAAUUAGCAAGGCAACUCGAGAAUACGCGUUAGAGACGUACAAGCUUUUAGAGCAACCUCUAGCAAACUUUCCUGGUAUCUCGCCCAGACCAAUCGGCCGUGCGUACUUUGAUCCUGAAGUCGAUAUUCUGCACUGCCAAUCGAAAAUAGAAUAUGUAUCUGCAGGCAAGAGAGGGGGACCAACAGUUAGUUCUUUCCAGAAGAAAGAAGUGAUCCAGCGUAUCGCCAUUCCGAAUGAGUACUUUUCGACAAUCAAUUACACUACUGGACCUCGACCUGUCUUGUUAAAGUAUACUUCCCUCAAGGAAAUUAUCGUACUUGUUCAGCACUUGCAUUGCUGUAUACACGGCAAUGAAGCACGAACUUCGGUCGGAAGACGGGGAACUCAACAUCCCAAAGAACACUAUAUCGAGAAGUUCAAGACUUUAGUCGAAGGCAAGUGGGCUGCCGCUAUGGCGCAGUCUUGGGGAAGUUUUCCGUCGGUGAGAUAUGCGGGAGAUUGCAGAUGCUCUUAA
This is a messenger RNA of Botrytis fragariae, 975 nucleotides long. RefSeq lists its product as uncharacterized. The record is from RefSeq and is a predicted model, not a curated record. Lineage: Eukaryota; Fungi; Ascomycota; Leotiomycetes; Helotiales; Sclerotiniaceae. Bases 1 to 975 code for a protein of 324 amino acids. The transcript has a single exon.